This is a messenger RNA of Salvia splendens (bonfire salvia), 1203 nucleotides long. RefSeq lists its product as uncharacterized. Bases 1 to 1203 code for a protein of 400 amino acids. Lineage: Eukaryota; Viridiplantae; Streptophyta; Magnoliopsida; Lamiales; Lamiaceae. Gene Ontology annotation, molecular function: nucleic acid binding. The transcript has 3 exons. The record is from RefSeq and is a predicted model, not a curated record.
AUGGAGGAGGAGCCUGCUGGAAGAGACUCACGCAUAAUACCAAGCACCACAAAAAAUCUGCUAGCUCAAAGUCUGCUACAAUCGAGCCAGGCAGGAGAAGUGCCAUAUGGAGCUAUUCAAAAGGCAGCAACAGAGUUUGGAGUAUGCAGGAAGACAACCCAAAGAUUAUGGGCAGAAGCAAAACUCCAAAUUCAGAGUGGAGUACCUGUCAACAUAAGAGGCAGAGUUAAGGGUUACGAGCACAAAGACAAAUUCCAGCUUGAUGCUGGCAAGGUAAGAGAUUUGUCAGUUCUUGAGAGAUCUAACAUCCGUAAGCUUGCUUCUAAACUUGAUGUAAGCAAGAGCACAAUUGGUAGGUUUGUGAAAGAACAUCAUCUCAGGCCACACACAAAUGCCAUAAAGCCUCUACUUACUGCCUCAAACAAAGUUGCCAGAAUGAGAUGGGGUCUAAGCCAUAUUCAACCACUCAUAGUCAAUGGUAUGCAGAAAUAUCACACAAUGCACAAUGUAGUGCACAUAGACGAAAAAUGGUUUUACAUGACUAAGACUUCAGAUAGAUACUACCUGCUGCCAGAUGAGAUUGAGCCAUAUAGAUCAUGUAUUUUUCCAUUCACAACUAUGGAGCCAGCAAAGAGGAAAUCCAAGAACAGACCAAGAGGGACUAUGGAGACAAAGCCCAUUCAAUCAGUGAACAAGGAAGUGAUGAGAGAAUGCCUAAUUCAGAAGAUCAUACCAGCAAUCAAGGCAAAAUGGCCAGAGAAUAUAAGCAAAGAGAUAUUCAUUCAACAAGACAAUGCCAAGCCUCAUAUACACCACAAUGAUGCUGAAUUUCUGUCAGUUGCUUCCACAGAUGGGUUCAAGUUCCAUAUCAGGUGCCAACCACCACAAUCCCCAGAUUGCAAUGUGUUGGAUUUGGGAUAUUUUAGAGCAAUCCAAUCUCUACAGGAUGAUAAAGUGGCUAAGGGAGUGGAUGACUUGUUGAGGAAUGUGCAUAGCUCAUUUGAUGAGCUUAGCCCAUACACACUCAACAAUGUUUUCCUUACUCUACAAGGUUGUCUAACUGAGAUACUUAAGGUGCAGGGGGGAAAUGGCUACAAAACUCCACACAUGAAUAAAGAGAGGUUAACAAGGAUGGAGACACUGCCAGAUACAUUAGAGGUUGAAGAAGGAAUUGUGAAGACUGUUGUGGCAUACCUCCAAUAG